AUGCAUAAUUUCGACACCGAGGCCCUCCUCAAGGUCAAAGAGGAGCAGGUGAACACCUGGAGGUAUUCAGCGUCUCCAACCUCGGCCAAGAGCUCCCACGACCCCCCAAAUGGCCAAGCGCUUCCCUCCGUCAAAGAGGCGCUCAACCUCGCCAAGGACAGUCACCAAACCGGGCGUGACGUGAAUGUCACCACCGUCCGGUUCAUCAAGACCAUUGACGUCCGGAUCGGCCUUGCCGGCGCUUCCACCCCCCUUCUAAGGGAAAGCGCCGUGCAAUCGUUCACCAUGUCCCGUGACGCCCGAACGAUACUGUUCGACAAGCCCCUCCCGCGUGCGAUGUGCCUACGCGAUUUGGCGGUAUGGGAGACGAGGAGACGGCGCGCGCCUCUGGCCGUGCCAGCAUCAACAACCGGUAACGGCGGAUACCUGCCUCGCCUACCGGCAGAGCCCAUGGCGAUCGUCGCAUCGGCGUGGUCCGACCUCAACCGGCUCAGCGACCAACUCGGGCCCGCAGUUGUCACCGCCAAUGGUGAUGUAAACAAGGUCCUUGGAGACACGACCGUUGCGCUGCAGCGUCUCCACGACGACCUCGAAGAGCUCAACAGCGAAGAACGUGAAGAGGCGCAGCGGAAUGCCGAAGAGGCGUCGAGCAACCGCGUAUUGGAUGUUCUCAACGAUAUCUCCCGCGCCAAAACGACAAACCACAAGCUCGAGGACCUGCUGAACCUUCCGGACGACGACGUUAACCAACGCAUUGCAUCGUACAUCCAGAUUUCCGUCCCUUACAUUCCUGUCAACGUCCGGCAUGUUUAG
Molecule: messenger RNA, 813 nt
Organism: Apiotrichum porosum
Lineage: Eukaryota; Fungi; Basidiomycota; Tremellomycetes; Trichosporonales; Trichosporonaceae
Exons: 5
Coding region: 1-813 (270 amino acids)
Source: RefSeq, a predicted model, not a curated record